CAAACAUGCUUCGCCAGAUCCUCGGUCAGGCCAAGAAGCAUCCGAGCUUGAUUCCCCUCUUCGUAUUUAUUGGAGCCGGAGGUACCAGAGCAGCACUGCGUGUCUUGUGUCUGGUAUUGUUCAAUCCAGAUGUUAGCUGGGACAGAAAGAAUAACCCAGAACCCUGGAACAAACUGGGUCCCACUGAUCAAUACAAGUUCUCCUCAGUGAAUAUGGAUUAUAGCAAGCUGAAGAAAGAAGGUCCAGACUUCUAAACCAAAUGUUUCAUAAUAAAGCGCUUGGAAUGAAGGUCUUCCAGAAGCCAUUCGCACAAUUUUCCACUUAACCAGGAAAUAAUUUUCCUCUAAAUGCAUGAAAUC
Molecule: messenger RNA, 359 nt
Organism: Nycticebus coucang (slow loris)
Lineage: Eukaryota; Metazoa; Chordata; Mammalia; Primates; Lorisidae
Product: cytochrome c oxidase subunit NDUFA4-like
Exons: 1
Coding region: 6-254 (82 amino acids)
Source: RefSeq, a predicted model, not a curated record